UUGCCCUGCCCGCAGCAACAUGGCAGUAUGAGCCGGCGUCCAAGUACUUCUCAGUGCAGCCCUCGCAAGCUGCGUAUGAGAGUGCAUGGCCGCGUGACGAUUGGCGCAGACAGGUGUUGACAUUGUACCUGAUUACAUGGUAUAUCAGACCACCACAAUUGCGGUAGGCACAUAUCUAACACAUCAAUCACAGGCUGUUCGGUGUCCUUGUCUACUAUGUCUUCGCGUCCGCAUCCUACUUCUUCAUCUUCGACAAGGCGACCUUCGCCCACCCACGAUACCUCAAGAACCAGAUCAGACUCGAGAUGAAACAAGCCAACAUCGCCUUCCCUAUCAUGGCCAUCUUCACCGCGCCAUGGUUCCUGGCUGAAGUGCGCGGCUACUCAAAGCUCUACGAUGCUACAGAGGAGGGUCCUGGAGCUUGGUACAACUGGUUGCAGUUCCCACUGUUUGUCUGCUUCACCGAUUUCUGCAUCUAUUGGAUCCACCGCGGUCUGCACCACAAGAGCAUCUACAAGACGCUGCACAAGCCCCACCACAAGUGGAUUAUGCCUACGCCCUUCGCCUCGCACGCUUUCCACCCCAUGGACGGCUAUGCGCAGGGUCUGCCAUACCACAUCUUCCCCUUCAUUUUCCCGCUUCAGAAAUUCGCAUACGUUGCGCUCUUCAUCUUCGUCAACAUCUGGACAGUCCUCAUUCAUGACGGAGAGUACGCGCACAACUCACCUAUCAUCAACGGUGCCGCUUGCCAUACGAUGCAUCACUUAUAUUUCAACUACAACUACGGACAGUUCACAACGCUGUGGGACCGCAUGGGUGGCAGCUACAGGAAGCCGAACGAUGAGCUGUUUCAGAAGGAGCUCAAGAUGUGCCAGAGCGAGUGGGCAAAGCAGGCCAAGGCUGUCGACAAGAUGGUUGAGGAAGUUGAGGGCGAGGACGACCGCAAGUACGAACCUGAUAUGGAGCCUAAGAAGGUCCGCUAGGUGAAGACUUCAAUCGAGCUCCCAGUAUACAGAAUGACACGACGAUGGAAGAGACCGGACUGAAGGAGACGUGUACAAUCACAUCACCCGGCAAGUAAAUGCCGAGCCGCUUUGAGGCGGCAACAAAAGUGAGGAAGGCCUCAGCGACUUCUGUGUAAUCAUACCGUUCAGCGUACCGCGUACGAAAAGCUUGGAGUUUGAUGUGGCUGCUUGAUGCGGCUCACUUGUAAUAUGCGCAUUGGAGCUGCCAAGGUCGAGGUUGGCAAGACAUGCAGUAUAAUUGUAAUUACGAAGAGUGACAAUCACAUCUCAAC
Messenger RNA from Macroventuria anomochaeta, 1297 nucleotides. RefSeq names its product putative C-5 sterol desaturase. Lineage: Eukaryota; Fungi; Ascomycota; Dothideomycetes; Pleosporales; Didymellaceae. Bases 306 to 983 code for a protein of 225 amino acids. Gene Ontology annotation, molecular function: iron ion binding; oxidoreductase activity. Gene Ontology annotation, biological process: lipid biosynthetic process. The transcript has a single exon. The record is from RefSeq and is a predicted model, not a curated record.